GUAUAAAAAAAAAAAAAAAAAUGGACAUCCCUCUAUCCAUAUGACGCUCCUUAAAAGUGUGAGAAGCGAAUUUUCACUUCGACUUUAAACGGAGAAAGAAUAAGAAUCACCAAAGCUCCUCCUCCUCCACACAUAUGCCUGGAAAGAAGUACCAUCCAUUUUUCAUCCCUCGUCCAACUUAAAUUUCAACGUGCGUCACUUUACGAUAUCUGCGCUUCUGAAUUCGGCCCCUCGCGGUACACCGCUCGUUUUCCCUCACCCACGAUUAGGUGUCUCCCCCAGUAUACACAACUGCGCUGCGAUCCCCCCCUGUGGAACCAUGGAAAAGGCCAUCAAAGAACGAGUGGAAAAAUGGAAAAAGGAAAACUCCGCUGAUGGAAAGGAGGCGACGAACGAAAACGCGUAUGAAAAUCUGACGGAGCUAAUCCUAGACGGGAAAAAGUUCAGUGCAAUCAAAAGCGAAGACGUAGAGUUGCUAAACAAAUUUACCCACCUAGAAAGACUCAGUCUAAACCAAACAGGAAUACAAACCUUGGAGAAUCUACCCAAAAUGGAGACCCUAAAUGUGCUGGAGCUAACGGACAAUCACCUAAGCACAGUAGAUGUGUUAAAGUACAUCGUGGAGACCUUCCCAAAUAUAAAGACCCUAGAAAUUGGAGGGAACCACUUCAAAAAUAUGAAAGAUUUUGAAGCGUUGAAGGAUUUGAAGAACCUAACCCGUUUAGGUGUGCAGUUUAACCCAUUUGCAGAUGACCCCAACUAUCGCAAAGAAUUAUUUUCAUUCCUACCGAACGUUAAAAUUAUAGACUGUUACAACAAGGAAGGGGUGGAAGUGCUAAGCUCUGAUGAAGAGGAAGAUGAAGAAUAUGAAGAAGAUAAUACACUCAAGAAUUUUUAUGAAGCUGAUUUUAAGGAAGAAGAUGAAGAGGAAGAUGAAGAAUUUGUCCCAAAUGAGAAUGAGGAUGAAGAGGAUGAUGAACUGGAUGAUGACUUGGAGGAGGAGGAGCUCGACGACUUAGGGAAAGAAGAUUUAGAUAAGGAGGAUUUAGAUGUGGAGACAAAGGAUACUGACAACCCCCAGAAGGAAGAAAAAACGAAUAAGAGGAAGCAGGACGCCGUGGAGACUGCCAACGAGACGGAUGUCAAAAAGACAAAGGUGGAGUAGGUGUGCGGUGAUCUUUUAGGUUUACCACCCAUGAAAGAGGCGUGUCUUGGGGGUACACACCACAGUAGCAGGUGUGUGCUGCGUGGGGGGAAGGGAAGAAGAAUAAUCCUCUUGCCUCCAGCGAAAUGGCUAAAUUUGUUCGACCGCUCCUUUUAUGAACCGUGGCAAAUGUGUGCACUUCGCCGUCGCGCGCAGAUAUAUAUUUAUGCGUACAUAUUUAUGCGUACAUAUUUAUGCGUACAUAUUUAUGCGUACAUAUUUAUGCGUACAUAUUUAUGCGUAUAUAUUUAUAUAUAUAUUUAUAUAUAUUUAUAUAUUUAUAUGCUUAUAUAUUCACCCCUACACAUGCCUACCACGUGAGCGCACCCGUACGUGUUUUUUCCCCCGGGGGCCUGCGCAUCGCGUUUUAAUACCCCUAUUUUACGCGUUUGCGUUCCCCCCCCCCAACGUCAAUUACACAUUUAAUCCUUUUUUUUUUUUUUU
Plasmodium vivax (malaria parasite P. vivax) is the source of this 1648-nucleotide messenger RNA. RefSeq lists its product as hypothetical. The transcript has 2 exons. Lineage: Eukaryota; Apicomplexa; Aconoidasida; Haemosporida; Plasmodiidae. Gene Ontology annotation, molecular function: histone binding. The coding region runs from base 320 to 1165 and encodes 281 amino acids. Gene Ontology annotation, cellular component: nucleus. The record is from RefSeq and is a predicted model, not a curated record.